Penicillium riverlandense is the source of this 1590-nucleotide messenger RNA. RefSeq lists its product as uncharacterized. The record is from RefSeq and is a predicted model, not a curated record. The transcript has 3 exons. The coding region runs from base 1 to 1590 and encodes 529 amino acids. NCBI's taxonomy places the organism in Eukaryota, Fungi, Ascomycota, Eurotiomycetes, Eurotiales, Aspergillaceae.
AUGAAGUCCUGUCUCGUUAUAUCUUUUCUUCUUCUCAACUUUAUCAAACUUGCUUUUUGUAUAGAACCUCCUUCCUCGUCGGGUUCGGACGUUUACUAUCCAAUCGCCGGCCAGAAAGUGCUCUUCCUUACCAAUUCUGAUCACGAGCAGUCCAAGGCCUUUUUAGCGACAUGCCAAUCCCUUACUCAACAUCCCUUCGUAGAUAUCCAUCUCGCGUCUUUCACAGAGCUGAAAGAUGAGGUAUCGAAUUUACCUCCGGGCCCGUCCCGAGUCAGUUUCCAUCCUAUUAAGGGAACCCCUUAUGCGAAGCGGCUUGAAUUGGAAGAGUAUCGAUUAUCACCUUUUUCACACUCCCCUGGAUACCGCGGCGCUCCAGCUUCGCGAAAAGAUUUCCCGACCUCGCAGGUACCGUGGAAUGGCACCGAGUACCUAGAAAUGUAUCGCAGUAUACUCGACGUGAUCAAGGCGGUCGAUCCAACAUUGGUUGUGAUCGACCCAAUGUUGAGACAAGCAAAUGACGCAGUGCUGCAGCUGGGCUAUCAAUACAUGGUUCUAUCUACGAGGAAUUUACGCGACGUGCUUAUAACACAGCAGCCAGCGGGCAAAAUGAUUCGGGAGUUUCCCGCCAUUGGCUCUGGACUCUCGUCCCCUUUGCCAUGGUACAUUGUUCCGUAUAAUGCGUACCUGUGGCUGCAAAGGGCGUUUACAACGGUGUUCUCAUCGCAUUUACACAGAUUGAAAUCAUGCCGACAACGUCAUGGCGUGGCCAACCCCGUCAAUCUUGUCGAUUGGUACAGAGGCGAGGUCACAGUGCUUAUCACUUCUUCGCUCGAGAUCGAGUAUCCUAUAUCUGUUCCCCCGAACGUCAUAGCAUGUGGCCCAAUUGUACAGCUAGCGCCGCCACUGACCAGUCAAGACCAACUCUGGAAAGACUACUUAGAAUGCCCGCGACACGAUUUCCGACAUCCUAUACUCCUAAUCGACCUGCAAAGUCUCACAGAAGCCGAUGCACGUGAGAUCGCGCAGACUCUCGUUUUCAUAUUAUUGGAAUACAAGCAUCUCCAUGUUCUCUGGAAUAUCAAUAACCAAACGGAAGACUCUAGAACAGAUUAUGUCCAUUCAGUGAUUGACGCAAUAUCUCUUAUAUCGCAUCAUCGGACGCGGAAGUCGCAACUGCAUCCGGCAGGCAUCGCGUCAUUAUUGACUAGUGAGGCCGUCUCUUGUAUUGUGCACCGCGGCGAGACGGGCCUCUUCCAUGAUGCUCUAACAUCAGGUGUGCCCCAGUUACUUUUACCUAAAUGGCAAAGCGAUUACGACUACGCAGUUCAGGCUGAGUGGCUAGGCGUUGGCAGAUGGGCAAACAGAGCCCACGCUCCGUUUAUAGCCCAGGGGGAGCUGAUACCUGCAAUUCUGAGCGUACUGAAUCAAGAUCACGAAGGGGUUCGCAUCUCGCAGCAAGCUAAGGAGGUUAGUUCUAUGCUCCAAACUUCUCCCGGCCAGAAUGCUGCCGCACAAGAGAUCUUAAAAACGCUGCGUCUUCCUAAGAACCGGACAAAAGGACUAUGGGGAUCUAUCUCAGACGAGUUAUGA